CCAAUCUGUAUUCGCAACAGUCGCUAUGUGAUCAGUCAAAAUGAUAACACUAAUUUUUAUUUUUGUGUGUUCAAUUAUAUUAGUGUACUUAUACCACACGAGAAAUUUCAAAUAUUGGGAGUCAAGGGGCGUGAAGCAUGAAAAACCAAUCAUAUUUUUCGGGAACAAUGUUAAAGGGUACCUCAUGCAACAGUCGAAAACUCAAAGCGCAGCGGAAAUGUAUUGGAAAUAUCCUAAAGAGAAAGUCGUAGGGUUCUAUCGAGCAGCCCAACCAGAGCUCAUUAUAAGAGACCCUAUGAUAGCGAAGAAAAUAAUGGUUUCAGACUUUGCAAACUUUAUUUAUAGAGGUUUCAAUCCGAAUAGGAAAGUAGUUGAACCAUUAUUGAAUGGUCUUUUCAGUGCCGAAGGAGAUUUAUGGAGGAUGCUUAGAACAAGAAUGACUCCGGCGUUCACUAGUGCUAAAUUGAAAGCAAUGUUUCCUUUGAUCAUUGAAAGAGCAGAGAAAUUACAAAUGAGAACGUUAGAAGCGGCUAAAUCUGGGGAAAGUAUGGAUUCAAGAGAACUAAUGGCGAGAUACACAACAGAUUUCAUUGGAGCUUGUGCUUUCGGUCUAGAUUCAGAUUCUCUUAGCGAAGAAGAUUCAGAUUUUAGAAAACUUGGCAAGAAAAUAUUCGAUGCAGGUAUCAAAGAUUUCUUCAUUAACUUACUAAAAGAGAUGUAUCCACAUGCUUUCGGGUAUCUCAAGUAUUUUAAGAAAAUUGAAGACGGUGCUAGAGAAUUAGUCCAUGAGAUCAAAAGAGCAAGAGACUUCAAACCGUGUGGCAGAAAUGACUUCUUAGAUAUGAUGUUGGAUAUAGAAAACAAAGGAGCGGUAGAAUUCGAGUCAGUUGAAAAGGUCUCAUCAGAUGGAAUACCAGAAAGAGUAGAAAUGAGUUUAACAGGAGAUGUAUUUAUGGCUCAAAUCAUGGUGUUUUUUGCUGCCGGUUUUGAAACAUCUUCAAAUUCUACCAGUAUGGCUUUACAUCUUUUAGCUUACUAUCCAGAAGAGCAAAGAAAAGUACAAGAAGACAUAGACAAAGCUUUAGCUAAACACAAUAAUAAACUGAGUUACGAUUCCAUUAGAGAUAUGCUAUACUUAGAGAUGGCCUUCAAAGAAGCUAUGCGAAUUUUGCCAGCUCUUGGCUACGUUUCAAGAUUAUGUUCCAGGACGUACACGUUUGAAGAUAUAGAUCUGACAAUAGAUAAGGAAGUGAAGGUUGUUAUUCCCAUUCAGGCCUAUCAUAUGGAUCCGAAAUAUUGGGAUAGUCCUAAUGAAUUCAGGCCUGAGAGGUUCCUGCCAGAGAAUUUGGAGAAAAUCAAAGACGUGUACAUGCCUUUUGGGAAUGGGCCUCGAAAUUGUAUAGGAGCGCGACUCGGGCUCAUGCAGUCAUUGGCUGGCUUGGCCGCCAUCUUGUCAAAGUUCACAGUGAAACCUGCGCCAGAGUCUAAAAGGUACCCCACAGUGGAUCCGCUAUCGGAAAUCGUGCAAGGCGUUGUCGGUGGCCUUCCUUUAUCAUUUGACGAAAGAAAAACUACAUACUUGAACUGAUAUGAAUAUUACAUAAGAUAUCGUGUUGUGUAAAUAUAUUAUACUUACAACUAAUAAAUUUAUACAUUUAUCAAAACUGUAAGUGGACUAUGUGUACAUAAAAGAUAUCAAAGAGAAAAAAUUAUGGGUAGUCUUUAUAGAAAAACAAUAUUUAAAAAAAAAAUUGUAUGUCUCUAUGUAUGUAUGUUUGUUCGCGCAUCAUGCAAAUAUUACUGAAUGGAAUUUGAUGCGUCUCUCACUGCUGUAUAACGGAUGGUUUUACUUAAAAUUUCAACGCGAUGGAUUGAUUAGAACCGACGAUAUUGACAAUAAUAAGUCAUGAGCGGACGUACAAAAUAAACGUGGGCGAAGCCGCGGGCAAAAGCUACUAAAUAAUAAACAAGUAAAAAAAUAAAAUGGUUAUGUAAUAAGAAAA
This is a messenger RNA of Plodia interpunctella (Indianmeal moth), 2003 nucleotides long. RefSeq names its product cytochrome P450 6B2-like. The record is from RefSeq and is a predicted model, not a curated record. Bases 41 to 1588 code for a protein of 515 amino acids. Gene Ontology annotation, molecular function: oxidoreductase activity, acting on paired donors, with incorporation or reduction of molecular oxygen; monooxygenase activity; iron ion binding. The transcript is spliced from 2 exons. Lineage: Eukaryota; Metazoa; Arthropoda; Insecta; Lepidoptera; Pyralidae.